AUGGCGUUCUCUAGGGGUGACAAAGUGGAAGUUUGUAGCAAGCAAGAAGGCUUUGUGGGUUCCUACUAUGCAGCAACAGUGAUCAAGAAUUAUGAGAACAAAUACGCAGUGCAAUACAAGAACUUGGUGGCUGAAGAUGAUCAAUCUCGCCCACUCAUUGAAACAGUCAGUGAAAAUGAACUGAGGCCAAGGCCACCUAAAGUUUUGGCAACUGGGUUUCAUGCACUUGAUGUGGUGGAUGCAUUUGAUAACGAUGGUUGGUGGGUGGGCAAGAUUUCUGGGAGGAGAGGGUCCGAUAGUUACUAUGUUCUCUUUGAUGCUUACAGGGUUGAGAUUUCUUAUCCAACCUCUCGUUUGAGGCCUCAUCUUGAAUGGGUCAAUGGCAAGUGGGUUUCUUCAAAGUAAAGGGUGUAAUGAAAAACAUUG
Messenger RNA from Quercus lobata, 426 nucleotides. RefSeq names its product protein AGENET DOMAIN (AGD)-CONTAINING P1-like. The transcript has a single exon. The record is from RefSeq and is a predicted model, not a curated record. Lineage: Eukaryota; Viridiplantae; Streptophyta; Magnoliopsida; Fagales; Fagaceae. The coding region runs from base 1 to 405 and encodes 134 amino acids.